Molecule: messenger RNA, 5088 nt
Organism: Salvelinus namaycush (lake trout)
Lineage: Eukaryota; Metazoa; Chordata; Actinopteri; Salmoniformes; Salmonidae
Product: protein phosphatase 1 regulatory subunit 12A-like
Exons: 26
Coding region: 105-3440 (1111 amino acids)
Biological process (GO): signal transduction
Cellular component (GO): A band; Z disc; cytoplasm
Molecular function (GO): enzyme inhibitor activity; phosphatase regulator activity; protein kinase binding
Source: RefSeq, a predicted model, not a curated record
CGCUCUCUCAGGCCCCCCUUCCCACGCCCAGUGCGCUGUGGGAUAGUGGCACUAUAAAGUAUAUCCUCUCUCGGAGAAAGAUAAGAAGCCCGAGACGGGAGGGGAUGAAGAUGGCGGACGCCAAGCAAAAAAGGAACGAACAGUUGAAACGGUGGUUAGGGUCGGAGACAGACAUCGAGCCUCCUAUUCUGAAAAAGAAGAAGACGAAGGUGAAGUUCGACGAUGGCGCCGUGUUUUUGGCUGCCUGCUCAAGCGGCGAUACUGAGGAGGUGCUCCGAAUGAUUGACCGGGGUGCUGACAUCAACUACGCCAAUGUAGACGGUCUGACUGCCCUCCACCAGGCGUGCAUAGAUGACAACGUGGACAUGGUGACGUUCCUGGUGGAGCAUGGGGCUGCCAUCAACCAGCCCGACAAUGAGGGCUGGAUCCCCCUCCACGCCGCAGCCUCCUGUGGAUACAUGGACAUAGCAGAGUAUCUGAUUGGCCAGGGAGCCAGUGUGGGGGUGGUGAACAGUGAGGGGGAGACACCACUGGACAUCGCUGAGGAGGAGGCCAUGGAGGAGCUCCUGAAGAAUGAGAUCAACCGACAAGGCGUGGACAUCGAGGCGGCCAGGAAGGAGGAGGAGCGGAUCAUGCUGAGGGAUGCCCGGCAGUGGCUCAACAGCGGAACCAUAAACGACGUCCGACACGCCAAGUCCGGGGGGACUGCCCUCCACGUCGCUGCCGCCAAGGGAUACGCUGAGGUUUUAAAGCUUUUAAUCCAAGCAGGGUAUGAUGUAAAUAUUAAAGACUUUGACGGCUGGACCCCGCUCCACGCUGCUUCACAUUGGGGCAAAGAGGAGGCCUGCAAGAUACUGGUGGAGAACCUGUGUGACAUGGACCUUAUCAAUAAAGUGGGUCAGACGGCUUUUGAUGUUGCAGAUGAAGAUGUCCUUGGCUACUUAGAGGAAUUACAGAAAAAGCAGAAUCUGCUCAAUAGUGAAAAGAAGGAUGUUAAGAAGUCUCCCUUGAUAGAAACGACGACCACUGGGGACAACAAUCAAAAUCUAAUAUCCAUUAAGAGCAAAGAGACCCUCUUGGAGCCCGAGAAGCCCGCCCCGCGCAUCGAGACCCUGGAACCGGAGAAGGUGGACGAGGAAGAGGAGGGCAAGAAGGACCAGGAGUCCAGCUGCUCCAGCGAGGAGGAAGAGGAGGAAGACUCGGAGUCUGAGACUGAAGCUGACAAGAGCAAGACGCCUGUCCCUGUGAGCAACAGUAACGGCACUACUGUGGUGCCAACGCCGACCAGCGUUACGGUGUCCACCUCCCCAACCAGCCCCACUAACCAGGUGACUCUCACCUCGCCUGUCAAGAAGGUCUCCCAGCAGGUGUCCUCUGCCGGUAAGGUCUCCCCUAAAGAGGUCUCCCCUAAAGAGGUCUCCCCUAAAGAGGUCUCCCCUAAAGAGGUCUCCCCUAAAGAUAAACAGGAGGAUGACAAGACUAAGAAAUCGGACGAGUCCCCGGCGUCAUGGCGCCUGGGCCUGAGGAAGACGGGCAGCUACGGGGCGCUGGCGGAGAUCACUGCCACUAAGGAGGCUCAGAAGGAGAAGGACACGGCCGGGGUGAUGCGCUCGGCCUCCAGCCCCCGCCUUUCCUCCUCCCUGGACAACAAGGACAAAGAGAAGGAAAAAGACAAAGGAGCCAGACUUGCCUACGUUGCCCCCACCAUCCCCAGGAGACUGGCCAGUACAUCAGACAUUGACGAGAAGGAGAACAGGGACUCUGCUGCUAGUCUGGUACGUAGUGGCUCCUACACCAGGAGACGCUGGGACGAUGAGCUGAAGAACAGUGAAGGAAGCGCUUCCACCAACCGAACAACACCCAGCUAUCAGCGCAGCACGUCCCACACGCUAACGCUAGGGCGGAGCGGCAGCACGCGGGACGUGCCAGCCAAGUCCUCGUCUGCCUCCAGCUUGGACCCUAUCACCUGUAACACUAAACCCUGGCAGUCACCCACCUCCCACUACCAGUCUUGCAGCAUUUACCGCAGUGGUUCCUUUGGCAGGAGGCACGAGGACCUGGGUUCGACCACCUCUUCCUCCACUAGCACUACCACCACCACCUCGUCUGUUACCUCGCCCACCGGCCACCGUGACCGCAGCCUGAUCUCCAGCCUGGGCUCCUCCACCCGCACCGGAUCCUCCAGCCUCACCAGCAGGUACUGGGCAGAGGAGAGUGCGGAGAGGGAAAAGGAGCGGGAGAAGGAGUCUGCGGCAGUCAUCCCUACGAUUAACACUGGUUCUACCACCACCACCACGUCCACUACUGGCACUAUCAUUGGCUCUGACGGCAGGGAGAGACGCAGAUCGUACCUCACGCCUGUCCGGGAUGAAGAGUCGGAGUCCCAGAGGAAAGCCCGCUCCAGACAUGCUAGACAGUCCAGACGGUCUACCCAGGGUGUGACUCUGACUGACCUCCAAGAGGCAGAGAAGACAAUCGGCAGGAGCCGCCCCACACGGACCUGGGAGGAGGAGAAGGAAGAGAAGGAGAAACAAGACAAGGAGAAGCAAGAGGAGAAGGAGACUGGUGAGACCAAGGAGGACGACUACCGGUCGAGGUACCGCAGCUUCGAAGAGACUUACCAGCGCUUCCGUCCCUCCACCACCUCGACCACCUCCACCCUGAGCACGGCCUCCACCCCGUCCUCCACCACCUCCAGCUCCCUCAACAGGCCCAACAGCCUGAGCGGCAUCACUUCCUCCUCCAGCUCCCUCAACAGGCCCAACAGCCUGACGGGCAUCACCUCUUCCUACAGCCGCUCCUCCAGGGACACUGAGAAAGAAUCCGACAAGAAGCAGCAGGAGGAGGAAAAGGAGGGAGAGGAUAAGUCCCAGCCCCGCUCCAUACGUGAUCGCCGGCGGCCCCGUGAGAAGAGACGCUCCACCGGGGUGUCUUUCUGGACCCAAGAUGGGAGUGAUGACAAUGACCCAGACCAAUCGGCGGACUCGGAGGAAGGCAGCAUCAAGGGUGAACCUCAGAGCGACCGACUGUCCAGGAAUGAGAGCAGCACUUCCUCUUCCGACCGCUAUGACCAUCUGGGUGUCUACGGCGAGGGUCGCAGGUCAUUCUCAAGCAGGCUGGACCGAGACGAUAGCACUGACUACAAGAAGCUUUAUGAGCAGAUCCUAGCUGAGAAUGAGAAGCUGAAGUCCCAGUUACGUGACACAGACCUGCAGCUGAAUGACUUGAAGCUACAGCUGGAGAAGGCCACACAGAGGCAGGAGCGCUUUGCUGACCGGUCGCAGCUUGAGAUGGAGAAAAGGGAAAGAAGAGCUCUAGAAAGGAAGAUCUCUGAGAUGGAGGAGGAACUCAAGACGCUACCAGACUUGAAAGCAGACAACCAGAGACUAAAGGACGAGAACGGCGCUCUUAUUCGAGUCAUUAGCAAGCUUUCCAAGUAGAACAGCCCCCCCCCCCCCGCCCUCCUGCGCCCGCCCACUCCUCCAUGGCAGUGACUAAUGGAAUUGCAACUUUUAGGUAUUAAUUGCAAGAGACAUCCGCAACAAGACUCCUUCUCAGCUCUUCUAUCCCUCUCUCCUCUCCCACCACCACAGCGUCCUCCAUGUCCUCCCUCUCUCCAUUAGGUUAUUCUCCACUUCAACCUGUGGCUGCUCUCCAGAUAGAACCACUGAGUUUACAUUAGCAGAGGAUAGGGUUGUGAACGGCAUGUAAAAGCGUUUGCGGGCGGGGAAGCCUCAACUAUUUAACCAAUAAGCCUUAGUUGUACAUAAAACACUUGUAUCGAUCUCUCGGCUGUCACAGAAGGACAGUUAUUUCACAUCUGAUUUUAUUUGUGCCACAAACUCUUAUUUGGUCUUUUUGUUUUCAUUUCCUGUUUGUUCCUUGACCUACAUACAAGGGUUGUGCGAUGUGUAGUUGUCCUAUUCUUUCUGACCCCCUCUCCCCCCAGAAGAAGUCCUCCCCGUUUUUGGAGGCUCUGCCUCACAGCAGAAGACUUCUCAGUCGUACCCCGUCUUAGUGCACGCAACCCCCCCCCACCCCGAAACACACACCACACAAGCACACGCACACACCUCUAUCCACGCCACUCACCCCCUUUCCAUUUCUGUACCUUUGUGUGUCUCCCUCAGAGGUAAAUGGAAUUAUCGCUUUACAGAACAGGUGGACUUGGUGGAAUUUAAGCUUUCACUGUAUGUGCAAUAUGCAUUUAUUUCUAAUAAAAAUGCUUUAAUGAUCAGUCCAUCACUAGUAGGAUUUUCACUCCUCUUCCAUCUUUCCAUCGCUCACCCCUUUCACCGACCCCCCCCCCCCCCCCCCCCUCUUUUCUUUAAGGUUGUAGUGUAGUUUCUACUCUGUAUUUCUCACUUCGUUUUAGCAGGUACUGAGUGAUGCUGUAUAUACCUGUAUGUAUCGUUUGAGACCAGCACAUGGCAUGCAUUUAUGGUUCCCGUCUGUUACUAUUAAAAAUAUACAAACUCCAGAGGACAAAAAAAGUGUGUUUUUAACUAUUUUCUUCAUUUAUAGUCUAAAGACAUUGGAUUACAAUAGGGCCUCUCUCUUAAAGGGAAUGGCUGGCAGUGUUCAGUGCUUUUUCUUUCCAGUUUUAAGUGUUCACGGUAAUUGUGAGAUACAAAUAAUAUAAUUGCUUCACUACAUUUCACACAUUGUAUUCAGUAUCUUUGGAUGAGUGCUGUUCAUUUUCUUUUCAGUUGUUUUUUAAGCCGUAGUAUUAGCCAAGGUGUUGUCACUAAAAGAUCCUAGGUAUUGCUAACCCAGUCCUUUUUACAAUGUCUACAUGCACUGUCAAUGCCAUGUGAGGAGUAUUUGAUGUCAGCCACCAUCAAAUAAAGUCCAUGCAUCAAACACAUUUUAUGCAUUUCAGUGGCCUUUUUAAGGAUACUGUAGUAAAGAAACCGUUUCUGUAGUUGGACUGUUGGCCAUCUCCUCUUUUGGUUUACAUUUUUGCUGUUUUUCCUUUUUAAAUUUUCCAUCUUGUAAAAUAGGCGUGUGGCUUCAUACAUGCGAGCUGUGCUGUGACUACCAACCACUGAAGAGUUCAUUAAAAAUAAACUUGUACAUUGUAAAGCC